Messenger RNA from Mercenaria mercenaria, 2444 nucleotides. RefSeq lists its product as uncharacterized. The record is from RefSeq and is a predicted model, not a curated record. Gene Ontology annotation, molecular function: protein binding. Gene Ontology annotation, biological process: signal transduction. Lineage: Eukaryota; Metazoa; Mollusca; Bivalvia; Venerida; Veneridae. The transcript has a single exon. The annotation marks the transcript as partial.
UUGAGCAAAUACAUGGCCCGCAUGCUUACAGUCUGUACAGAAAGGCACUUGAAGCUGGAAUUGAAGAGGACUCUUCAAUCAGAGUAAAUAUAGUUGGAAACUUCGGUCAGGGGAAAACAAGUCUGGUAAGAAGAUUAAUUAGAUCAGGAAUAGAGGGUAUAGAAAGUACAAAUGGUAUAGACAUUGUGCAUUAUAAAUGUAAACAGGAUGUUUCCGGAGGUAUAACGUACGAAGAGAGCCCCGAUUUCGAUCUAUCCGGUAUUGCAAAAAGAAUUAAAUCAGUGACCUUUGUAGAUCCAGUGGAAGAGAAAACAACGAUACCGACACGUAUUAUGCAUUUUUUGGGAAAUCUGUUUCAAAAGAAACAGAUUAAAGGGGCUGAAGCCGCUGAAAGAGCACCAGAGCAAUAUUUUGAAAAAACUUUUCAUUCUAAAAUACAUGUCUUAAAUGCAAAGGCUGCAGACGCUGAAAGAGAAUAUGGGAAGUACAAACCAAACGAAAUGUCACAAGAAGAGAGACAAGAGUUUGUUGCUGAGAUAAUAAAAUCAAACGAGUUGGGCAGCUCUGAUUGCAAUGACAAGGCAUUUGAUAUUUGGGAUUUUGGUGGACAGUAUGUAUUUUAUGCAACUCAUACGCUGUUCCAUAGCAGAAAGGCAAUUUACAUUCUCGUGUUCAAUUUAUCAUGCGGCUUGACUGAUAUCGUGCCAAAAGAUUCCGAGGAAAUAUGCAGCGUAAACAUGGGAGACCGAACAAUGGAAUACUACAUACAGUUUUGGGUUAACUCGAUACACUCUUUUGUUGGCAGCAAAGAUGGUUCAGAACCUAAAAUAAUACUUGUCGGAACACAUUUUGACAACCUGAAAGGAGACGAAAAAUCAAAGAAACGACAGGCAGACAAAUAUUUUGAUAAAGUCAGAGCAUUGUUCCAAGGAAAACAACAACAGAACCAUAUUGUACCAGAAGAUUUUGCGGUCGAUAAUAGAAAUGAUCAAGAAGGAACAUUUGACAAUUUGCGAGAACAAAUACUUCGUCAUGGGAAAGAAUAUGCCAUUUCGACCAAAAUCCCUGCUAAAUGGAUACAGCUUGAAAAAUCUUUAUUCAACUGCAAGCAAAACAAGAUAGUAGACAUUGCUCAGAUUAUUAAUAUUGAUUCGACCAAUGACUACCCGCUGGGGACUACUGAACAAAUCAAACUAUUUCUGAAACACAAACAUGAUCAGGGGACACUGUUCUAUUUUGAUGAGGAACCAAUAUCAAACUUUGUUGUUCUGGAUCCACAGUUUCUAGUCGAUGCCUUUAAAUGUAUUAUAACUGCGGACAGAUUUAUCAGAAAUUUACCUGAGAUAACCGAGUUUUGGAUGGCGUUGAAAACAGAAGGAAAAUUAGAAAUGCCGUUGAUAGACAAACUGUGGGGUAAUGAAGCAGAUAAAAAAUUUAUGACUCAUAAGGAAACAAUACUUUGGUUUCUUCAGAAACAUCGCAUCAUAUCGGAAGCCAUGAGAUUCGAUGAAACGGAGCAGAUACCUGUUGGGCUUGGCUGGUAUGUUGUUCCAAGUUUAUUGAAAGAUCACAGUCAAGUUGCAGAGAUGAAAGACUUUCUAACAGGAAAGAAACAAACACAGAUCAAGUUUGUUAUUACAUUUGAUAAUUCAUCUAUUGUACCCACGAUUUAUCAUCGACUGACAGCAGCAAUUCUUGGAAAGUGGUCGAUACAAAUAUUUAGAAAAGGGAAGCUACUUUUCGAAAAUAUGUCCGUAGUCAGACUGGAUGUUCACCAUGUAGGGAUUACUGAAAUGAAUGACAGGCAUAUACAGUUAGCUGUGCUUAAUCUGUGCCCAUCAUGUGAUGUUAAUAAGGUGCUUCCAGAUGCCUUUAGACGUUUUGUAGAAGCAGUCAUAAUGUAUGAAUUCCGAAAAUACCAGGUAGCCGAGGAGCAAAAUUAUAUGCCAUAUGAACGUGGAUUUUCAUGUAAUCAUGAGAUUCACAAUGUUGCCUGCAACCAAACAGUUGUUCCGUAUAAUCAACUUGACCACCCGAUUGUGCCAUGUCCUGAGGCCGAGUCACAUGAUAUUGAUGCUGCAGUCGCUAAAGCUGAAUGGUAUCAGGGCGAUGAAAUGCCAAAAUUUAUUUCGGAAGAAACAUUGUCCGAUAAAUCAUUGAGUAGACUUUCACAGGCCAUCGGUCAAAACUGGCAGUUACUUGGUCCUAAACUUGGACUGAAAAAGGUAAAGAUAGAUCACAUCAUUGAAGAAAACCCACGUAGCACAAGUAUGAAAAUAUACACAAUGCUUCUGAAAUGGCGUGACAAUUCACCUGACAAAGCAUCCCUGAACGAGAUAGCAAAUAUAUUGCAGAAAUGUCCAACUAUUAAUGUUGACUGGGAUGAGAUGAGAAACAUUGCAGAAGAACUGAACUUGCAUGAACAAUUGAAACCAGCAAAAUGA